CUUCAUUUCAGAUUUAAACUUUUAUGUGGAUAAGUCGAAAUUCAAGAAUGUGAUAUUACAAUACCCACUCAAAGUAUGUGCAAUUAUUGAAAGAUAGAUAUCUGUAUUGUGAUAGUAACUUGUUGCUCAAUUGGUUGUUGCAAAUUGGGACAGAGAAUUUAUUUUUGUUUUCUAUUUUGAACUACAUACAAUACUUUUUGAUUGAAGUGGAAUUGUAAGGUGCAAAUAAUUGAUCUUGACAAUGGAGAAAACCCAGACUCUCUAUCUUGAUACGCCUGCGGCUUCCAUUGCUCUGAGCCCUGAUGAGAAUUUGUUGGCUGUUGUUGGCAUUCACUUGUUUAAAAUAUACACAGUCCAUGAUGAUGGGCAUCUAGAAGACUUCAUCAAUAUUCGAUCAACCAAAGCAGCAAAUCUGAAUUACUCAUCCAGUGAUGUUGAGUUUUGUCCAACUGAUAACAAAGUUCUGGCUUCUGCAUCAACAAAUGGUUCAGUGGUUGUAUGGAACAUUACAAGCAGUGGUCGACCUAAACCAAUUCAUGUCUUCAAAGAUCACUGCAGAGCUGUCAAUAGAGUAAACUUCCACCCCACUGAUCAGCAUCUCAUUUUGUCUGGCUCACAAGACGGUCAAAUGAAAUUGUUUGACUAUCGCAGGCAAGAAAGUGUAGGAACUUUCAGCAGCAACUCUGAGAGUGUCAGGGACAUCCAAUUCAACCCACACAUACCUCACUACUUUGCUGCUGGCACUGACAGCUGCAAUGUCCAACUGUGGGACAUGAGGAGACCUGACAAGUAUGAGCGCCUCAUCACCGGUCACCGUGACCACGUGUUUGCUCUAGACUGGCAUCCUGUAGAUAGACAUUGCAUUGCCACAGCCAGCAGAGACUACACUAUCAAGAUCUGGGAUGUUAGUGAACAGUCCUUGACUGUCACUUCUGCCAUAUCCACUGUUGCUGCUGUUGCAAGGGUUAAGUGGAGACCCAAUCAUUACUACCAUCUUGCUAGCUGCUCACUCACUGUCGACAGCAGUGCCUUCAUCUGGGACGUCGAGAGACCAUUUGUGCCAAUAGCUUCAUUUGCAUAUCAUCGAGAGAGCACUUCAGCUCUACAGUGGAGAUCUAGCUCAGACUCCUUCCUCACUGUUUCAAAGGAUGGCAGGCUGUUCCACCACUGCCUUAAAGAUGCACAGUACCCCAGGCUGCGGGGCUGUCCCUUCCCCCUUGCAGUGAGUCCCCUGGGGCACAUUGCCUGUGCUGCUCCUCUCAGAGCUGCCAACCGGGACAGAGCUCUGGCAGAGCGCUCGUCAAAAAUUGAAUUGAAAAGCAACAGCAUCAGUCACAAGCGCCAGACAUCAGUGACCAGUUCGCUCAUUGGCACGUCAGCUCCAUCUUCACCUGCCUCCCCUUUUGGUCCAUCAAGUUUCAGCUCUUCUGAGAAAAUUCUGACCCCUCUUCACCCAGCCACUCCCUCCCUCCCUCCAAACCCCAAGCAUAACGAACACCUCCUCAACUUCCCUCCUCCUCACAUGGGGAUGAAGGACCUCGCCAACUUUGAGGACAUUGGCCCCAUACUCUCAGAGUUUUCCCUUCUGCGCUGCUCAUCACAUCCCCUCAGCUCCGGAGAUGACUGGAAUACGGAUCGGUCGUGUGCGAACGCUCCCUCCAAGGCACCUGAGAGUCAAGGUUGGAAUAUGGACGAGGAUGACGGAGGAUGCUUCAGUGUGGACACUCUCAGGGACUACGCCAUGAACUACAUGACGGACGGUGCCAGCGACCGCGCGCUCGUCAGGAGCUGCGACCACAACGCGAUGGUCGCGGCGCGCAACAAACGUCCUCAUGAAGCAGCUGCGUGGCAGAUCCUCAAAGUGAUCUUCGUGAGCGAUUUAAGCCUGGAGGAUUCCGUCCCUGAUGCUGGCUUGAGCUUCACCUCUCCAGCCGCCGCUGCUGCCGGAGCUCACGAGAAGCUCGACUCGCGGGCCGGCGAUGCGUACAAAGUUAAAGAUGGCGGCGCUUCAUCGUCCCCGGACAAAGCUUCGUCAUCAAUGCCGGGCCCGCCGCCGCACCGCCGACGUGCUGACGAUGACCGCACCAUCUUCCGGCACGAGGACGAGGACGGCAACAACGACGACAGCGACGAGGAAGACGAGGCCGAGGACCUGCCUGACGAGGGCGUCGCUCACAACUCAGGGUCAUACGGCCUACGGGCACGCGACGUCCGUGGCUCGUAUCUGAGCGACAGCGCCUACUUCGACUCGCUGUCCGCGCCCGUGCCCGACCGUCUGCCCGUGCCCACGGCAUCGUCCCGACGGGCCACCCGUCGUCUCAACGACUUCCAGGAGCUCCGCAGAAAAAUUGUAUUUAAGGACCGACCUCUGAGCUCAAACGAGGAGCUCAUGGAAAUAAAAGACGAGGCUUUUGAGCCUAAGGCUUUAUCUUCGUAUAAAAUUGAGGACCCGAACUUGCUAGGUGAAACUAACCUUGAACUCAACCAUAGGGAUGAUGAAUUCGACCUUCAUGAUCAACACCUGCACAACCACAACCAGGAUGAUGGACUCAUCGGUCAUGAUCAUGACGACCAACACCGCAACAUGGACAGUGGUGGUGACAGCGGCGAGCAGGAGAGUGGCGGGAGUGAUGGAAAAUGCGUACUCGCUGUUACUAUGCCCUUGUCUGUUGAUACAAGCGCCAUUCCUGCCUUACCAGAUAUAGAUUUUUCUGAUACCAUUUUAGAGACGUUAAAGUACAUGGCGUUAAGAGGUGACCUGGCUUCUUGUGUCACUGUCAUAUUGGUGGCAGGAGAACGAGUCAAGAACGUUGUGCCUGAAGACCUGCUGGAGCACUGGUUCCUUAUGUACGUCGAGCUGCUCCAGAGACUCCGGUUAUUUAACCAGGCUUGUGAAGUUAUACAAAAAGCGCCUAAGAGUCUAUCUAGAAUACGUGAAAUGAAUCAGAACUCCACGAAGAUAUCAAUGUUAUGUCCGCACUGCUACCAUCCUGUAGGAAAAAGACAGUUUACAUGCGAGAAAUGCCAUCAGGUUGUGAAUAAAUGUAGUUGGUGUCACGAGUCUGUGCGAGGCUUGUACGUCUAUUGUCAAGGCUGCUGCCAUGGCGGUCAUCUGCAGCAUCUUUACAAUUGGUUUAGAGACAACAAUAACAUCUACAAAAAUCUGGAAGAAGCGCCUCACGAGGUUACCGUCACCUCGGACCAGGAGGAUCCUCAGAACGGCGAGGUGUUCGACAACGCAACUAUGACUCAUAUAUCGUCAAACGUGACCUCUCCUGCCAAGCCCUCCAGCAAUCCCAUCACAUCAUCCACUCCUAGCACCAUCUCCAUGAGGCCGUUUUCAUCAUACUUCAAUGGUUUAGGCAAGCAUGCCUCAACCUUCACUUCGGGUCCAACUUCGAAUUCCUCAAGCUUUUUCACUUCCCCAGUGGCAGCUGCUCCCCCACCUCCUCCACCUCCCCCACCAGCCUUCAACGGUAACCCCUUCAUGGGCAACGUCGUGGGGACCAACGUAUUUGCUUCCCCUCAUCCUAACGGAUAUAACAUCCCGAAUUUCACAAAGAUGGCCAACUUGGUUUGUCCCGCGGGUUGUGGCCACCUCUGUCAGUAUAUGUAAUCCUUCUGCUCGUUGACAACCUUCCUCUGUAGGAUGUUACGCGCACGAAGAGUCUUGGUUACGAGUUCGUAUUAUGGUUACCGUUUAUUCUUAUUCAGCGUUCUGGAAGAAGUCAAUCUUAUUACAGUUCCACGUUCCUAUUGUCAAUGACUGUGCAAGAAGAGACUAAAUUCUGGUCGAAUGCUGAUGUUCUAAUUAUGCCUGGGGAACAAUUUUGCUUUCAAGCAAUUCUGUAAUCCCAGUUCUGAGAGGCACUAUGGGAAAAACAUUGUUUUAUUUACGGCGAGUUGUUUGGUAAAGUUGGGUUUCUGUUUCCGCUUCAGAUUAUUAUGGUUUUUAUGUUCCACCCAUGCUUUUUUUAAUGAUUUUUCAACUUCACCCAAGUUAAAGGUAUACCGAAUCUUGUGCUUCAUUUCGGUCAUGACGUCUUUGACUACGCUAAAGUCACGACAUUGUUCGCUACAUGCCUGGCACUCGAACCCUUACUGACCACCAUGCUACUUCCAUCUCGGAGCCGAUAGAGAUGUCAGGGUCCACCAUCUCGAACCGAUGUGCUGUCAUCUCGAACCGAUGUGCUGUCAUCUCGAACCGAUGUGCAGUCAUCUCGAGCCGACGUGCUGUCAUCUCGAACCGAUGUGCAGUCAUCUCGAGCCGACGUGCUGUCAUCUCGAACCGACGUGCUGUCAUCUCGAACCGACGUGCUGUCAUCUCAGAAAAAUUGUUCGUAAUACUGUGAAUUUUUAGGAAGUAAGUGAACGUGAAAAGAAUCUUGUGAUUUGAUUAUUGCAGUGACUCUUCCAGCAAGCGAAGUCCGUGAAAUAUUCCGUGUUAAUGAGAUUAUUCGUGCUUAAAUCUGUUCUGCAUCUGCAAAUUGAGAAUACAACUUUAUUAGAUCUUUCUUAAAAUACUACCUUCACUGAUAUUGCGUUUUGCUUCCGUACUACAAUAGUUCUACUGAUGAAUAGCUGAGUAUCAUGUAUUCGAUUAAACGCUCUUCACGUCAUUACUUAGUCAGAUGGCAUCCAUACGAGUCGAGUACGAGUGUAUUUCGCGUUGUUCAGCGCGAAAUACCCCCUAAUCAAAUGCGCCCAGUUGAUUUGCCCGACUGCUAGCCCCUUACUACUGUUGCCUUGCAGUCCCGCUGAAUUUGUUCGGUUGUUAUUCGGCGCAUAUUCUAGGUUAUGAAUGCCGUCUAUUAUGACUGCGGUUCUCUCGACGUUCGUGUUGUUAGCUGCAUGAUGAUGCGAUGUGUAGACUGUAGAGGCUUCACAUUAUAGAAAAAAUCUGGGGUGUAGCUGGAUGAGAGGCAAUGGAGUUGGUGUCUUUAGGUCGACAUUUUCCUUUCAGGCGACCACUAAACCCCAUGGAACGAAUUUUGUAUUCAAAAUGAUUUAAAUAAAAUGUCGAAAAAAACCCUAAGUCAACUAUUGAGGUUCUUGAAUCCGUAGAUUGUUGGUUCACAAAUGACUUCACUCGAGGGAUACCAUAUUUGCCAGGACUGAAUGAUACUCUGGUGACGCGCGGUGUUGUUCAUUGCCCUCCAUUACUGAUAUUUCUGCGCAGUGUUUGUUUUUCCAAGGGCAUAUCUUAUACCGAGGGGAUGAUGACUUCUCAUGACGUUUCUCCUGUCCAGAAGUGAUCACCUUCAAAGAUGAUCAUAUGGUGACCUAAUUACAGGUGGUUAAGUAAUGUUCCAGCAGUACUGCUUCAUAUGUGUGUAGGUUAAGCUUAUGUGUCAAGUGUGAACGAUGUUCCAAUCAAGGCUGUGACAAAAUACACUGAAUUCAACUUUU
Molecule: messenger RNA, 5409 nt
Organism: Hyalella azteca
Lineage: Eukaryota; Metazoa; Arthropoda; Malacostraca; Amphipoda; Hyalellidae
Gene: Wdr24
Product: GATOR complex protein WDR24
Exons: 11
Coding region: 242-3616 (1124 amino acids)
Biological process (GO): positive regulation of TOR signaling
Molecular function (GO): protein binding
Source: RefSeq, a predicted model, not a curated record